Lucilia sericata (common green bottle fly) is the source of this 951-nucleotide messenger RNA. Its product is annotated as sulfotransferase family cytosolic 1B member 1-like. Gene Ontology annotation, biological process: sulfation. Lineage: Eukaryota; Metazoa; Arthropoda; Insecta; Diptera; Calliphoridae. The coding region runs from base 1 to 951 and encodes 316 amino acids. The transcript is spliced from 5 exons. Gene Ontology annotation, molecular function: sulfotransferase activity. The record is from RefSeq and is a predicted model, not a curated record. Gene Ontology annotation, cellular component: cytoplasm.
AUGAAAAAGUAUGCCACCGAGGGUAGAAAUAUUCCCUUAAAGAAAAACUGGUCAGAGACCUGGUGUACUUUGUCGACUCAUUUUGAAACUGUUUGUGAUCAAUAUUUUAAUUUGGAAUUGAGUAAAGAUGAUGUCUUUGUGGUGACUUUUAUGAAAUGUGGCACUACUUGGAUGCAGGAAUGUGCCUGGUUGUUGUUGAAUAAUUUAGAUUAUGAGAAAUCAAAUGAGGAGGUUGUUAUGAUCAGGAGUCCUUUCUUAGAUUUCCACAGCAUUACACCUGGUCUACGAAAUCACGUUGAGUUGAUUGAAAAACUACCCAGUCCCCGUUUAAUUAAAUCCCACUUACCGGCCAAUUUAUUGCCUUUACAAAUCUGGGAAAAGAAACAAAAGAUCAUUUAUGUGGCCCGCAAUGUUAAGGAUGUCAUUGUCUCCUCCUAUCACUUUGUAAAAAAUUUACAAAUGUGGCAUGGUGCCAAUUUCCAUGAGUAUGUUGAAGAUUUCCUUAAUAACGACAUCAUAUACACGCACUUCUGGUCGCAUAUAGUGGACUUUUGGAAAAUGCGUAAUGAACCUUUCAUAUUCUUUGUCACUUAUGAAGAAAUGAAACGUGAUUUGCCAAAUGUUUUGAAAAGACUGUGUGUGUUCCUAGAAAGACCUCAAUUGUCAGAGACAGAAAUGGAGGGACUUAUGCAACAUUUAUCAUUUGAUAGUAUGAAAAGUAAGUGGAAUUACUUAUUUAUAAUAAAAAAAACCAAUUUGACCUAUUUACUCAAAGACGGCAAUCCUGCCGUUAAGGAGGAGUUCCAAUUCAUGCGCCGCGGUAUGGUGGGUUCUUUUAAGGAUGAAUUAACUCCGGAGUUGAUUGCUAAAAUCGAUAAAUGGUCUGCAGAUUUUUUGGCUCAACAUGGUUUGAAAGAAGAGGAUAUUUUUGGUAAAUAUAGGUGGUAUUAG